AUGAAUGUUGCCUCCACAUACCACCAUAUCAGCAGGGAGGAAAUGAGAGAGUUAUUGGGCCAAUACAUCUCAGACACCCUCAGCUAUGUCUACACAGUGAAGGAAUUCUGUGACAGGCAUCCAAGGUGGAUCCUGCAGAGAAAGGAGGAACAAUCCAAGAUGAAGAACAUCAAGGAAAUGUCAGACAGAAUCCAUCUUAAAUUCAGCCGAGUCUUGAAUGCAGAAGACAAGACCAAGGCAUUAGGAGAGUUCACAAAAGACUAUCUGACCCAGGUGACUGCAAACCGUAGGCUUAAGGAGCUGGAGAAGGAGCUGGAAGCUGUACUGAAGGACACUCUCAAUGGGCUGGAGGAGCUGGACUGCUUCAUGGAUGCUGUGGAGAGGCUGGUGGUCACCUCUCUGUUUGUAUUUGCUGAUGAAAACCGGUUGUGUCCUCUGCCUCAGGGGAGGGAACAAGCAAGUGUCCGAGCUGUCAUCACCUCCGCUAGAAUGGCCUGUCCUCUCCUCAUCCACUUUAAGAGGGACGCAUCGGCCUUCUUUUCCCCAUGCCUCCUCAAUGUGGAGGUGCUGCACGUAUACUUGGAAAAUUACAUGAACAUCUCUGAGCAGCUGUGUGAGAGAAUGGGAUUGGGAAAAACGUAAGUCAUUUAUCAAAAAACAUUUUGCAGAGAGAAGAAUGACAACUUGAUGAGUGACACCAGCCCUGAAGUGAAUGAAAAGUCCAUGCAGAACAUGUUUAACCAUUUGCGGCAUUUGAGUGAUAUCAGGAUGGACCAGCACCUCAGACUGACGUUCCUGUUCCAGGAGUCUGCCCUGCGCUUCAUUGGUCUGUUCAGUCAGUGCCACUCCAGAAUGCUGGACUUUAUAAAAGAGCUGGAAAGGAGAGCUGGCAAACUAGAUAAGAUGAAGAAAGGGGGUUAUAUCUCCAGUGUGGUAGGCAGUGCAGUGGGGGCAACAGGAGGGGCUCUGACCAUCGCAGGCCUUUGUCUUGCCCCUGUUACUGCUGGGCUGUCACUGGGGCUCACCAUUGCAGGGAUUGGAAUGGGUGUGACCAGUGGGGUCAACAGUCUAACCACCGGUGUUACAAAGGUGGUGUUUAAAAGCUACCAAAACAAUAAAGCCAAUACAAUCUUUCAAUGUUUCAUGGAGGACAUGCAAAGACUCCAUGGUAGUCUGGAGAAGGUGGCCAGCAACAUUUGCCCUUUGGAGCCGAAGGUGGUGGCAUUAGUGGUUGGGAAGAAUAUAGGCAAAGGUGGUGCGAGUUUAGGAAAGAAGAUCAAUGGCAUAGUAAAAAAUACCUCUGCAAUAGAGGCCUUAAUGGGAAAAGGCGUGGUUAUAGGUGCAGGCAAGGUGGGACUCCAAGAGGGCAAAACAUUUGCUGCAGAUUUACCUGACAUUGGGAUGUUGGCCCAAGGCACUCCACUCGCCCUCUCUAGGACAUUAAGGCGAUGCGCCGUGGCCUCAAAUGCCCUAUUCAUUGGCCUGGACAUCAUCACUAUCUGUAAAGACAGUGUCAGCCUCGCCAAAGGCAGCAAGAGCAAGAGAUCCCAGCUCAUCCGAGCCAGAGCAGCACUGUGGCGCACAGAGAUCGACUCAUGUCAGAGGAUCCAUGACUCACUGUGCCGAGGCAUCUGGAGGUUCAGAAAGAGUCAGCGAAUCCUGGAGAAACCCUUUUACCUUGUGAAGGAGUUUGAAAGUCUAGAGCCGCUUGUGCAGAUGGGACUAAUGGAGCAGCCUGAAGAUGAUAUAGAAACUCUGGUGAAGCCUAUGGAGGAGACGAGACUCCUGGGGCAGCCUAUGGAGGAGACGAGACUCCUGGGGCAGCCUAUGGAGGAGAUAGAAAAAGAGAAGUCUGACAAAAUCAUCAUUAGAAAAACAUUUUGCAGAGAGAAGAAUGACAACUUGAUGAUUGACACUGACGUGAAUGAAAGGUCCAUGCAGAACAUGUUUAACCAUUUGUGCCAUUUGAGUGAUAUCAGGAUGGACCAGCACCUCAGACUGACGUUCCUGUUCCAGGAGUCUGCCCUGCGCUUCAUUGGUCUGUUCAGUCAGCGCCACUCCAGAAUGCUGGACUUUCUAAUAGAGCUGGAAAAGAGAGCUGUCAAACUAGAAGAGAUUAAGUUUGGGUCUGAUAUCUCCAGUGUGGCAGGCAGUGCAGUGGGGGCAACAGGAGGGACUCUGACCAUAGCAGGCCUUUGUCUUGCCCCUGUGACUGCUGGGCUGUCACUGGGACUCACCAUCGCAGGGCUUGGAAUAGGUGUGACCAGUGGUGUCAACAGUCUAACCACCGGUGUCACAGAGAUCAUGUUUAACAGAUACCACAGUAAGAAAGCCAAUACAGUCUUUCAACAUUUCAUAGAGGACAUGCAAAUACUCUGGGGGAGUAUGGAGAAGGUGGCCAGCAGAAUUCUUCCUGUUGUGCGGCAUAACAGGCAGGCAUUAAUGGUUGCGGUGAUUAUGGGAAAAGGUGGUGCGAGUUUAGGAAAGAACAUUAAUGCCAUAGUGAAAAAUACCUCUGCAAUAGAGACCUUAAAGGGAAAAGGUGUGGUCAUGGGUGCAGGCAAGGUGGGACUCCAAGAGGGCAAAAAACUUGCUGCAGAUUUACCUGACAUUGGGAUGUUGGCACAAGGCACUCCACUCGCCCUAUCUAAGACAUUAAGGCGAUGUAACGUGGCCUCAAAUGCCCUAUUCAUUGGCCUGGACAUCAUCAAUAUCUGUAAAGACAGUGUCAGCCUCGCCAAAGGCAGCAAGAGAUCCCAGCUCAUCCGAGCCAGAGCAGCAUUGUGGCGCACUGGCGUGACACGCACAGAAAUCAACUCAUGUCAUAGGAUCCAUGACUCACUGUGCCGAGGCAUCUGGAGGUUCAGAAGGAGUCAGAGAAUCCUGGAGAAAGCCUUUUACCUCGUGGGGGAGAUAGAGACUCUGGAGCCACCUUUGGAGAAGAUGGGACUCCUGGAGCCACCUGAUGCCCUUCAGUCACCUACAAUCAUCCAGCUGAUGCCCCAGCAUGAGGAUGGUGAUGAAGAGGAGAGGAAUGACAUCAUCAUGUGA
Molecule: messenger RNA, 3051 nt
Organism: Salvelinus namaycush (lake trout)
Lineage: Eukaryota; Metazoa; Chordata; Actinopteri; Salmoniformes; Salmonidae
Exons: 8
Biological process (GO): lipoprotein metabolic process; lipid transport
Cellular component (GO): extracellular region; membrane
Molecular function (GO): lipid binding
Source: RefSeq, a predicted model, not a curated record